Molecule: messenger RNA, 3296 nt
Organism: Clarias gariepinus (North African catfish)
Lineage: Eukaryota; Metazoa; Chordata; Actinopteri; Siluriformes; Clariidae
Gene: gng7
Product: guanine nucleotide binding protein (G protein), gamma 7
Exons: 4
Coding region: 225-431 (68 amino acids)
Biological process (GO): G protein-coupled receptor signaling pathway
Cellular component (GO): heterotrimeric G-protein complex
Molecular function (GO): G-protein beta-subunit binding
Source: RefSeq, a predicted model, not a curated record
UGUGCUCCGGGUGGACACACAGAUCGGCUAACGGCUAACGGAGUACACACAGCGCUUUAACACACACACACACACACACACAGGACACACGGAAGCAGAGUUACUGUAAAGCUCCAUCAGCACCGAGCGUCGAGCCCGUGGAUCCUGUGAGGAGAACCUCAGCGUGACGUCGCCGCGCCUUUCAGCAACUUCUCUCUCAGCGGUGUUAUAACUGAUGGCCCAGAAUGUCUACAACUAAUAACAUAGCACAGGCCAGGAAACUGGUGGAGCAGCUGAGGAUCGAGGCAGGCAUCGAGCGUAUCAAGGUGUCAAAGGCGGCCGCUGAUCUGAUGAGUUACUGUGAGCAGCACGCACGCAGCGACGCCCUCCUGGUGGGCGUACCCACCUCCGAAAACCCCUUUAAAGAUAAAAAACCCUGCAUUCUCCUAUAGCCUCUCUUUCUUUCUCUCUCUAUCUCUCAUCCUUUCAUCAGUCAUUCUCUUCACCUGUCUGUCUAUCCUCCCUACUUAAUCCAUUUUAUUUUAUACAUUUUUUUUUUUUUUUACAAUUUUCAGUUUUUUUCCCUAUGCUACACACUACCUAGUGAAGAGGAGAAUAAAACACUUGUCUCCUUCCACACUGAGAACGAGGGAUGAGUGUGUACAUGAUGAAUGAGUGACAGUGAGGUGAAAAUUAAAAGUAGAUGAAAAUACGGGAUUCCUACAGCGGAGCGCUGGUCCGGUCGCAUCCCGAUCCACAUCCUGCUCCCUACAUAGUGCGCUGCUGCUGCUGCUGCCGGUUUGGUGCUCACGUUCACUCCCACAAUGCACUGCAGCAGGGGCCGUACGUGAUGUUGUAAGCAUGGUGUAGGGUGUAGAGAGCGGGGUGUGGUUUGGGACGCAGGCAGGGACUCAUGUUCUCAGUGUGUUCCACUCUUUCUUUAUUCUCUACUUGUUUUAUUUCCACGGAGAACGCUCCUGCGCGGAGGUUUCACACACUUUUCACUAUCGCAGACAUCGGUGUCGCGGAACAUCCAAGUGUUAAUCAGCGUGUGGAGAACCGCAGUGCUCCAGCGAGGGUUCUGCAGUACAGAGGUGUCGGUUCUGACCUACCUCACCCUCAGUUCUCCCUGACUCCAGUGAAGGUCUAUCUGGAGCUCUGAUUGUAAAGUCUACACAAAACCCGUGAACCCCCGUGUAUAAACUUUGUUUAGAGUAGCGUUGCGUGUGUGUGUGUGUGUGUGUGUGUGCGUGUGCAUGUGCGCGCGCGAGUGUGUGCACACGACUCUUUAGCUCUAGCAGUGUGUUGUGCUUUUCUUUCGCUGUACAGUGUUUGAUAAACGGAGGUGCGGUUCUCCUCUGUCUUUUAUUUCCAGCUCUGUUCCUUUUUACUUCCUCCUUCACCUGUUGGAUUUCAGGUUCCACUUAUUUCUCAGUGUGUGUGUGUGUGUGUGUGUGUGUGUGUGACUGUUUUUAAUUAUAAUUUUUUUUUAUUCACAUGAUGAUUCUUGGUCUCAACAGGUUCUUAAGUAAUUAGCACGGUUCUAAGAUUCGGCAGUCUAGUUUCACAAAGGGUGCAGACUCCUCAGCGUGAAGGUUCUAGAAUUUGUGAGAUGAAGAUUCCAGAAAGUUUGAGAACUUCACACAGACGGUUAAAUGAAGAACCCUCUGUGCAGAGGUUCUAGGACUUUUCAGACAUACUGGUUUUAGACUAGGGUGAGUUAGUAGAACCCCCAGCGCAAACAUGAUGAUGGUGGUAAGGGUUUUAGAAUCCUCAGCUUAAAACAUCCAAUGUGAAGCUUCUAGAGUUCUAGAACCGUCCGUGCACAGGUAACAGCGCAGUGGCUGUUGAAGUUCUAGACUCCUGAGCGCUAGAAAUCUAAACACUGCUGAAUACUCUGGGCUCUGUGGGUUCUAAGCUCCUCCUCUAAAGUAAGGUUCUAGACUCCGUGGUGCAGUGGACGGGUUGUACAUUGUGAAGGUUCUAGGAUCCUCAGUGUGAAGGUUGUAUAAUUCUGGGUUUCUAUACAGUACCUGCCUGGUUAUUUAAAAUGAAAGUGUGUGUGUGUGUGUGAGUUCAAGUCUCUGUAUGGGUUGUGUCCUAAACCAGCUCCACGAUUACGAGCUAUAACAAAGGUUUUCAUGACAACCAGCCAGAAAACAGCAAAACAAGUGGUUUUGGUUCACAGCCCGAGGCUGGAGCGGUCCUGGUUCUGCUUUCGUCCAGCGCAGCCUCACUUGUGUGGUUGGGCCACAGGUUGUGUGAGGUCACAGCAGUACAUGCUGCGUAAGCGGUGUUCCUGCAGCGUGAGUGUCAUUUAGGCAGGAGUAGAACCUUCAGGAGAACAGCAGCUGAAGGGGGACACACAGCGGCUUACUGACGUGUGUGUGUGUGUGUGUGCGUGUGUGACUAAUCUGACCCCGGUUUAACAAAUGGGCGUUUAAAGCAACGAAAAAACAUUCAAGUGCCAAUUUUAGUGAUUUAUUGUUGUUUUUUAGGACCAAACAGAAUUGUUGGGGCUGAGUGUGUGUGUGUGUGUGUGUGUGUGUGUGUUUAAAAGUGAAACCUCUUGUGCUCCUAAAACAGGCCUGAAGCGGAACACGCAGGUCGGCUGCAGUUUUUAAGUGUGCACAGAGUUCGGGCCGUGUUCUGUCACCUGACCUCUGACAUCACUUCCUUUGAGCCGGGUGCCAAAUUCUGUGAUCAGUCAAACGUAUUACAUCACUUCCUGUUUGACGGUCCAGAAUUUUUUUUUUUCACACAAGUGACUCGAACUUCAAACCAAUAACUCUCCAAUUAAAAAGUAUGGUGCGAAAGUAAUGGCGCCUUCAUCAUGUAUGUAAAGACCAGCAUCCUUAUUAUCUCCGGACGUAGAGAUUUAACAGCAAGAAGAACAGAUAACGCUGUACACACCUCUUACAGUUUGGUUUAAAAACAAAAACCUUGAUGUUCAGAGUGUUUAAAUCUGGGCUUAAAUAUUGAACCACGUGCCAACUUUGUGUGUGUGUGUGAGAGAGCAGCAUCUGAUUUGUGUAAAAAUCCCAGACUCUGGAGAUUCAGUGCCAAGUUUCACUAACAGUUCAUUUCAGUGAAAUACAAUGAUAUUGAAGACUGUGUGCGCGUGUGCGCUCCAUCUCCAUCCGUCACUGUGUGCUGUUCUUCUCUCCGUGCAUCCUUUCUGCCUCGAUUAUGAAGAUAUCUCUAUUUUUUGUAACUGUUUCUCUCAGAUGUGCCAUAAAUCAUGUUUUCUUGCACACUGUUAAUAUUUUGUGGAUUUAAAAAAAACGCUGUUUAAACUUGAAGAAAAAAAAAAAGAA